Molecule: messenger RNA, 794 nt
Organism: Fomitopsis serialis
Lineage: Eukaryota; Fungi; Basidiomycota; Agaricomycetes; Polyporales; Fomitopsidaceae
Exons: 4
Coding region: 36-749 (237 amino acids)
Source: RefSeq, a predicted model, not a curated record
CGAGAAACAUGCUGUUGUCCGCUUUCAUCAUAGGGAUGGCGGGCCCGAACAUCAUGUCGUGGUGCCGUACUCUCACGGAUUACAUCUCGGUCGUCCCUCGCCCAACGCUCACUCGCCGCUCACCGAUUGAUGACGCCGGUCGUCGCGGGUGCAUCAAGGACCUCGACGAGUACUACUCGCAGUUGGUACAAGCAAUACGAGGAGGUCGAGCUCACGUACACGGGCGCCUAGAUCCCGAUCUCAGCAUGAAGGCGGUAUUCGUGGCGGAGGCCAAGAGCAAGUCCGAGACGGAAAAGGUCGUCGUCAAGUUCGCGUACGCGUACAACGGCGGAGCGCACGAGCUCCUCGCGAACGCCUCGCCCCCGCAGGCACCCAAGCUGCGGUAUUGCGAGUACGAUUCCGACGUCGGGAUGUGGGUCGUCGUGAUGGACUACGUGGAGGGCAGGGAGGACCCUACUGGCGAUUUACUGACGGAGCCCGUUCACGUCGACUCGCUCCGGGUGGCGGUCACGAUGCUGCACGAGCACGGACUCGUGUUUGGUGACCUGCGCGCGCCGAAUAUCCUGCUUGUGGACGACAGGGCCGUGCUGAUUGACUUUGACUGGUGCGGGAAGGCUGGCGAGGCGAGGUAUCCCGGCGAUAUCCUCCUGGAUAAUAUUAGCUGGCACAGCGAGGUGCGGCGUGGAGGACUCAUAGAUCGAGCACACGACGUGUAUCUUUUCCGCCUUCUUACGCAGCAGGAGUUGUGAUUGCGAUCCUGAGUGCAGCAAAGUAAUGUCAGUGAGGAAUGGCAC